Pangasianodon hypophthalmus (striped catfish) is the source of this 4060-nucleotide messenger RNA. RefSeq lists its product as uncharacterized. The transcript has 2 exons. NCBI's taxonomy places the organism in Eukaryota, Metazoa, Chordata, Actinopteri, Siluriformes, Pangasiidae. The coding region runs from base 328 to 1698 and encodes 456 amino acids. The record is from RefSeq and is a predicted model, not a curated record.
AUUAUCUGUAUGGUCUAGAGUGACCUUUGCACUUACACUAUGCACUUGUAUCCAACUAAUGUUUAGCCUAUAGACCGCCGAGGUUGUCAUCGUGCGCACAAUAAACCAUCUCUUUUAUUAUAACUGGGCUCUCAGUCUCCUGAAGCCUCAACCGUCUUACUUCUGAUGAAACUGCAGUAUUUUUUGAUCAUCAAGAAAGAUUUACAACAAUUUUGGUGUCUCUGGUGGGACCGUGAUGUUCUCCGUCCAUGUGCUGUGACAACCCAGAUGACAGACAACAUCUGAUCUGAUCCGGUGAUCCUGUUUCUGUGCUUCUGUGACAAACAUAUGCCAGCUCAGGGGUCAAAUUGGAAAAUGGCAAAACCAAAGAUGAAGCUGUUUAUUUUUCUUAUCCUUUUUGGUGUUCUAACUGUUAUCUUCAUUUCAAAAUGGAACCAUAAUUUCAGGCAUGCUGCUGUUUACAUCGCUGGAAAUCUGUAUUGGGGCACACCAUCAUCUAUAAGCAGUAGUUUGGAUAUACACAAUACCCCCAUAUCUAUGAAGUCUAUAAUCCCCAUUAAAAACUCAAGCCAUUUUGCAGUGUCUGCAUUCAUUGAUCACAGGAUCAGUAAAGCUAUUCGAGUUAUCAGCAUAAUAAAAAGAAACAGCAUGCAGCCACUUUAUUGCUUCUACUGCAACAAUGACCGAGCUUGCGAGUCUACUAUGGCUAAAAUUGAGAUACACAGUGAUCAUUUUGACUUCCCAUUUGGUGCUUCAGAUGUGCUGUGCCAGGGCAAACACACCCAAAAUGCGACUCAUGUCGCCAUUUCAGCUGAAAUUUCAGACAAUAAUAACCUAGACUUCCUGCCAGUAAAGAACAGAGUGAAUAAUGAAUCAUUCAAGUACAACUUCACCAUCUGUAUCUCAAGUCUUUUUGGGGACUACAAUAAUGUUCUGCAGUUUGCUCAAAGCAUGGAGAUGUACAAGCUUCUUGGUGUCCAACGAGUCGUAAUCUACAACACCAGCUGUGGUUCUGACUUGGACAAACUCCUACAGCACUAUGAGAAAGAAGGAAUUCUAGAGAUUGUGCCAUGGCCUAUUGACCAGUUCCUUAAUCCAUCUGCAGGAUGGCAUGCCAAAUUGCAUAAAGGGGAACUCCAGUACUAUGGCCAGUUGGUAACACUCAAUGAGUGCAUUUAUAGACAUAUGUAUGAGUCCAAAUAUGUCCUGUUGAAUGACAUUGAUGAGAUCAUCAUGCCCUAUAAAUACGCUAACCUUGCUUUACUGAUGGAGGAUCUGCAACAGGAGCACAGAUAUGUGACUGUAUUUAUCAUAGAGAACCACAUCUUCCCCAAGACACAGUUUGAAGAAAGUGGCAAGUUUCGCAGGCCAGAAUGGAAAAAUAUUCCUGGUAUCAAUAUUAUGGAACACAUUUACAGAGAACCAGACAGAAAGAACAUCUUCAACCCAACAAAGAUGAUCAUCAACCCGAGGAACAUGAUGCAAACCUCAGUGCAUUCCAGCCUGCAACACAUUGGAAAGGUCUAUCGGGUUCCUCCCGAUGUGUGUAGAAUCAUUCACGUGAGAACACCACUACAGGGGAGUCUUACCAAGGAGCAAUUAAUUGUUGACACAAGAGUGUGGGACUUUGCACAAGAACUGAUAACAAAUGUUAAUAGGGCACUAAAAUUAUCAGGUUUGUUGAAAAGUCAAAAGUGAUAUGGGUUUUUGGUUUGUCUGUUUAUUUUUUCUUUUGGUGCUCUGAAAAAAAAAAAAGAAACAAAUUACAAGGAAUUCUAGCAAGGGAAUGAGUUUGUUGAAUUUCAUUAAAAAGUUCUAAGAACAGAAACUUGGCUGUUUUUAACUUUACAUGGUUGGCAUACUAGUUUGUAUGAGUAAAUUAUGCUCAGGUCAUGCUGUGUGUAAUAGGACACAUUUACAUUACAUUUAGUGCUGUAAUUUACUCUCACCAUCCACUUUAUUAGGAACACCUGUACACCUGCCCAUACAUGUCGUUAUCUAAUCACUUAUUCAUGCAGCACCAGCGCAAUGCAAACAUUAAUAAAACAUUAAUAAAACAUUAACUCAGCGUGUAUGCACUAGCUGUACCCAACAUAGGUGGAUAGAUAAAUAUAUAGAAUAAAGCUGUUGUUUGGUUUUAUCUUUUAUCUACUCCAGAGGCUGAUUUGAAAUUGAUGAUUACUGAAUUCUGAAUAUUCAUUUACUUAUUUAUUUAUUUUUUUACCUUUUUAAUUGCUGGAGCUGAACAAAAUCAUGCCUAUGAUUAACAUUUUAAUAUAGCUGCUUUAAUAGUAUAGUAUAUAAUAAUAGCAUAGGCAAUAUUGGCAUUUUGAAAGAAUUUUUCAGCCUGUUUCAGAAAGAAAUAUUUAAAUGUGUUUUUACCUAAACUCCUGUGUCGUGAUGUUCUAAACAUGCUGUGUACUUAUUUCAAACUAGGGGAGAGUGAUAUGACUUUUUACAUCAUGAAAGAUUAAAAUGGCCCCAUCUGUAAAAUGCAUCUCAAUCUUUUUUCCCCCAGAUUGCAUGUACUGUUGUACUGAAAAUACUCAGACAUGACAUCGCAAGUUAUUUUAUGAGCAAGACUUUGCUCGAUUAGCGUUCUCCCUGACAGUAAUAACCAAAAGUAGGCAGUUCUUUAGCUUAUGUUUCCUCUUCAUUGUAUUUGGAAACAUGGAAGCAUAGCUGUAAUUGUAUGCAAAAUAAGCAAAGGCAAGACGGACAGGUCGGGGAAACGCUACAAAUGUGUUUAAGCACAAAAGCCAGAAGCAGUGCUGAAGUACACAAAGGUGUUUGAAAAAAGGCACUUUUUGUGAGAGAGACAUCAAAUAAUUUUCUAACAUUGCCAUUCCUUAGCUCUACACUGAAUGCUGUAAAAACUGAAACAGUGAAACACAAUUUGCUUAAAAUAAUCUCAUUUAUAUUUUGUUGGGAAAUGUUUAUUCAAAUUUGUUUUGUCAAUUUUUAAAUGUUAACACUUUUUAAUUGUUAAGUGCCAGAGAGUGUAGUUUGUGAUAUCUGUGUGUAUGUGUGUGCACGUGUGUGUUUUCAUUGAUGUUGUAUCAAACUUUGCUGUUUUUAACUUUACAUGGUUGGCAUACUAAUUUGUAUGAGUAAAUUAUGCUGAAAUUAUUCAUAUUCCUGCAAUCAAUAUUAUAGAACACAUUUACAGAGAACCAGAAGGAAAGAACAUCUUCCAUCCAACAAAGAUGAUCAUCAACUUCUCAAUCAUCAUUGAAAAGUCAAGAGUGAUAUGUUUUUUUCUUUGUUUGUUUGUUUUUGUGCUCUGAAAAAAAUGGAAGAAACUUCCAAAGAAUUCUAGCAAGGGAAUGAGUUUGUUGAAUUUCAUUAAAAAGUUCUAAGAACAGAAACAUGGCUGUUUUUAACUUUACAUGGUUGGCAUACUAGUUUGUAUGAGUAAAUUAUGCUCAGGUAAUAGGACACAUUUACAAUUAAUGCUGUAAUUUACUCUCGCCAUCCACUUUAUUACGAAAACCUGUACACCUGCCCACACAUGUAGUUAUCUAAUCACUUAUUCAUGCGGCACCAGCGCAAUGCAAACAUUAAUAAAACAUUAAUAAAACAUUAACUCAGCGUGUAUGCACUAGCUGUACCCAACAUAGGUGGAUAGAUAAAUAUUUAGAAUAAAGCUGUUGUUUGGUUUUAUCUUUUAUCUUCUCCAGAGGCUGAUUUGAAAUUGAUGAUUACUGAAUUCUGUAAUAUUCAUUUAUUUAUUUAUUUAUUUUUAUUUUUUUUUACCUUUUUAAUUGCUGGAGCUGAACAAAAUCAUGCCUAUGAUUAACAUUUUAAUAUAGCUGCUUUAAUAGUAUAGUAUAUAAUAAUAGCAUAGGCAAUAUUGGCAUUUUGAAAGAAUUUUUCAGCCUGUUUCAGAAAGAAAUAUUUAAAUGUGUUUUUACCUAAACUCCUGUGUCGUGAUGUUCUAAACAUGCUGUGUACUUAUUUCAAACUAGGGGAGAGUGAUAUGACUUUUUACAUCAUGAAAGAUUAAAAUGGCCCCAUCUGUAAAAUGCAUCUCAAUCUUUUUUUCCCCCAGAUUGCAUGU